AUAUUUUGAAAAUUUGUUUCAGAAAAAAUUGAGGUUCGGGGUGGAGUAUAUGUCUAUUAAGUUCAUUUGUUUCAAAAACAAACACCUGCAUACAUUGUAGGCUGAACCUUAUACUGAAAAAUGUUACUUGUUCUUGUUGUAAGUUUGAGUUUAUAGGAAUCUUACGCAGGCAUGUGCUUGUAGUAUUUAUUAAAAAAACAAAUUUACUCACUUCCACCAUGUUAUCUGUUGAAUCGGUGGACAAGGUAUGCAACCAAAGAGAAAGUUGAUGACACUUCAAAUGACAAAUCGCAUGUGAAUAAUUUGAAGCCUUCCUCUAUAUGGUUCAAUAACAUUAUGAUGCAUAUUCUUGGUCUCUCCGAACGAGCUACACGGUCUGAGAGGCAUUAUAAAUUUGCAUAUGAAAAAUUGUCCCAAUUAUGUUAAGAAUUUGAUGAGCUUCCUUAUGAGGUUGAAGAGGAUAAUGUAUGUGAUGAUUUGGUUAAUGAAUCAAAUGUGAAAUUAAACACAAGUGAACAGAGACAAAAUACUACCUUGCUAGAAGACCCUAUAUGUGUGAUAACUAAAGGACGUCCUAAUUCUUUGAGAACCAGAGGUGGUUUAGAAAGUUCUUUAAAGGACUAAAAAAGCACUUCUAACAAACAAAAAGGGCAAAUCCAAAGUUUACGUAGCCAAAGGCAAGGGCAAGAGCAAGGGAGUAAGAUCUAAUGUUGAAGGGGAAUCCAAAGGCACAACAUCACCACUUAGUGCAACUCCUACUGUGCAAUUUCAACCAUAUUUGAAAUCAUUUCAAGAACAAAUUGACGACAAUUGAAGUGGAUAUCCCACCUCGUUCACGGAUUUGAUGAGAGCAGCUUCAUAUCCAUACCAACAAGAUUUAUGAUUUAUGAAUGUUAAGCUUGAAGUUUAGAGCUUCAUGAUCAUAGAGAAACAAGGAUCUAGAGUUUAGUUGUUUUUUCUUUUGGUAGAAAAUACUCCUAUACUCUAAAGUAUAAUUUUUGGUUCAAGAUUUUAUUUUCAAUUUUACUCGCAAUUACUGUUAUAGUUUUAACUAAAGUUUGAGCUUUAUAUUGUUGGUUGUGUGUUUAUUUACGCACAUGGCUUUUGCAAUUGCUAUCCUCUGUUUCUAUUUACCAAAAAGCUGAAAUUAAAAAUUAUCCAUCAGAAUUUUGUAUCAUGAAAGUUCUUCUUCGGGGUUGAACAUUAAGCAUCGAGUGGUGAGUUGAUUCUCUCCAUCUUGCAGCCAUCAAAGGUCGAUUUGAGUUCAUCAAAGAGCUGGUUCAAGUGAUCCAUCUUUCAGCUCUACUGACGACUAAUCGAGGUGAAAAUAAAGCUUAGAAUUCAUUGAAAGCUGCAGUUUUGAUGUCAAAUUCCGUUUAAUUCUGAAAAUACACAAGUUAUAGAACUUUAUCUUUGCAUUAGGACAAAAAAGUAUCUGGAGAACUCCGCUCUAUGAUGCACAAAUAUUUCAUUAUGGUUGACCAAAAAGAGUUAUGUACAGUUGAUUCACUGAUUCUCUUUUCAGUAGCUUUCUCCAUUUGAGAGUUGACUUCUAAUUUCUUGCUCCUUGUUGCUAUUGAGAAUGCAUAAUGUCCACUGCAGAUCUAGUUUAAAAUUUUCUAUGACAUGAAAAAUUUCGAGCUUCAGACAUGAUUAUGUAUUGGUCCUGACUCCUGUGUGCACCCUAAAAAAUUUAGGCACUCACUUCCAAACAACUAUCACGAUGAAGAAGCUCAAUAAAAAUCUCUUGCUCAUUCAAGUUGGUAGUUGUUCUUUAGCUCGUUGUUGUACUUUCUGAUAGAGAUCAAGUGUGUCUGUAUGGCUGGAGUCAAGACAAAGGGCUGCCUCACAAUCUCGAAUCGUAGAUGUGAGGUCACCCAUCGAGUCAUAAGACGCUGCUCGAAGAUGGAGCAGUUGUAAGUCCGGCUUGAAAGAAAUGACUUUUGUUAGCUCAGCUAUAGCCUCUGCUUCCUUGUGGUCAUCCAUCAAACUGAACAUACAUUUUCCAGUAUUACUUUCUCGUUCAAAAAGUUGUAGCAUAGUCUUACUGGUUCAAGUGAAUACUACUUGUACAAUGUAACAUACAUUUUCCAGUAUUACUUACUGGUUAAAGUGAAUAUUACUUAUACAAUGUAACAUUAAGUUGGUUUUCCAAGAGAGUAAUGAUAACAAAACAUAAAAGAUGCUACAACAAUUUACAAAAUAUAAAAAGUGCUACAACAUUUUUUCAAAAUAUAAAGGGUGCUACUUCCUUCUCAAGAAUAUUUUUCUCAUAUAAAGAUUCGGAACCUUUCAAAAUAUAUCAAACAUAAUAGCUAUAUAUCACUCAUUGUGACUACAAAACUGUAUGCGCAUUUAUCAGGAAAAGAAAUUGUACUUUGGUUCUGUGCAUAAUUUUCGAUCUUGUAGGAUAUGUUGCUCGAACUCUUCAAAAAUAUUGUCAAGUGCGUAUCAGAUAAUCCAACAAUAAUGCAUUAUGCAGUGUAAAAAUAGGUGUCUGGCCAUUUCACAUGUCGUCGAACAGAGGUAACACUCAGAACACAAUUUGAAGUCUCGUCUCGCUGCAUUAACUCAGGUAAGACAAGCUUCAUAAUCAAGCACCAAGUGAAACAACUGACUUUUUUUAUGACCUUUAUUUCUCGAAUAACAAUUUCUGUAGUGUUAUACUCUCUUAGAAGAAUUUGAUAGUUGUUCAUCGAAAAUUCACAUUAAAGCUUGCGUUCCAUCUUAUUUUUUCCAUCAUCGAACAAUUGCUAAAUCAGCGAAGGCAUCGUAUUUCGAAGUACAAAGGCUCGAUUGAGGAGAUUAUUAACUCUGAACUGUAGCUGUUACUUAUGUUUUAACCAAGGAGAAGAUUACAGGUUGCUCUAUGCUAGCAUUAGCACCUUUGUGGUAGCAACAUUUGGAAGUUUAGAGAGAGAAAGCAAGCAAACAAAAAUGGAGGUUGGAGAUGAAGCAAUUGAGAUGGUAGAUUCAAAGGACUUAAAGCAAGAGAGUAAAGCACUAGAUAAGCUAACUGAUCAUGUUGAAGAUCGUCAGCUCAAUUCUUCUCGUGUUCAAACGGCUAUGGCUUCAAUUUAUGCAUGCAAGGAAGCUGAUCUUCAGGCUAUGAGGAUGAGGGAAAAAGAACUAGCUGUUGUUAAGAUUAAUGCUGCUGAUAUCGAUAUAAUUGCAAACGAACUAGAGGUGGACAAGAAGGUUGCAGAAAGGACUUUGAGAGAGCAUAAAGGCGAUGUUGUUACUGUAAUAUGGCAUUUGCUCAACUAGUACAACAACUACUACGCCUCUGUCCCAAACAAAUUGGGGUCGACUCAUUUCAUAUCAAACGAUAAGGAAAAUACAUCAUCACCGGGGAAUUUUUCCUUCGAUUCUGAAAUGUAGUAGCUAAGAGACUAUCAAAUGUUCAUGCUACACAUGGAACUUUGAUCUGUUGACUGUCUUUCAAUUGUAUUGGUAAUUUUGCUAAUAUGGAAGUUCCUGCUUAUAUUCAGCUCUUACAAUAGAACCAUGCUGAAAUGCUGUAAAGCGUAUGUGAAAUUACCAAUCGGUCUAUGGUCUAGCGAUCAAUAAAGUGAGUUGGUGGAAAAAAAAACACGUCAAAUUACGGACCUUUUGCUGGGAAUUCAUCCUC
Messenger RNA from Capsicum annuum, 3631 nucleotides. Its product is annotated as huntingtin-interacting protein K-like. The coding region runs from base 2938 to 3267 and encodes 109 amino acids. The record is from RefSeq and is a predicted model, not a curated record. The transcript is spliced from 4 exons. Gene Ontology annotation, biological process: protein stabilization; negative regulation of apoptotic process. NCBI's taxonomy places the organism in Eukaryota, Viridiplantae, Streptophyta, Magnoliopsida, Solanales, Solanaceae.